GGCAUGGCAGGAAAGUGUCCCCCUGAAGGAGCUGCAGCGCAGGGGUGUCUGCCUGCUGAAACUCCACGCUGCCAGCCAGAGAACUGGCCUCUACGGCCGCCUGCUCGUGACCUUCCAGCCUAGGAAACACGACCUAGAUGCUGAGCUGCCUUCUAAUAGCUUUGGGCCUGGAGACAUCGCCGGCCUGUACGAGGCAGCCAGCCAGGGUGACGCGCUCUGCACGGGCAUCGUGACACGUGUCACCUCCCGAGCAGUGACAGUCGCCUUUGAGGACCCUCAGGACACACUGAGCCUGGACCAUGAGCGCUCCUACCGCCUGCUCAAGCUGGCCAACGAUGUCACCUACAACAGGCUCAAAAAAGCUUUAAAUGCACUGAAGCAGUAUCGGGGGGGUCCAGCCUCUGACCUCAUCGACGUCCUCUUCUUUUCUGCUGAGCCCAGAGCAUUCAGUGAAACAAAGCCUCUGCAGCUUUACAACAACUCACUGGAUGCAUCGCAGAGGGAGGCUGUCUCCUUCUCACUGGCACAGAGGGAACUUGCCAUCAUCCAUGGACCACCUGGUACAGGAAAGACCACAACACUAAUAGAGAUCAUCCUGCAGGCAGUACAGCAAGGCCUGAAAGUGCUGUGCUGUGCCCCCUCCAACGUGGCAGUGGAUAACCUGGUGGAGAGGCUGGCCAGGCACAGCCUGCGCAUCCUGCGGCUGGGGCACCCUGCUCGCCUGCUGGAGCCCAUCCAGCGCCACUCCCUGGAUGCGGUCCUGGCUCGGGGAGAUGCUGCCCAGAUCGUGGCAGAUAUCAGGAAGGACAUCGACCAGGCCUGGACAAAAAGCAAGAAGGCUCAAGACAAGGGGGAGCGGAGCCACUUUCUCAAUGAGAUCAAGACCCUGAGAAAGGAGCUGAAGGAACGAGAAGAAACUGCCGUGGCUGCAGCCCUCUCCCACGCCAGCGUUGUCCUUGCUACCAAUACNGGUGCUUCCUCUGAGGGUCCCCUGAAGCUGCUUCCUGACAACCACUUUGACCUCGUGGUGAUAGAUGAGUGUGCCCAGGCGCUGGAAGCCAGCUGCUGGAUACCUCUGCUGAAGGCUCCCAAGUGCAUCCUGGCUGGGGACCACAAGCAGCUUCCUCCCACCAUCAUCUCCCACAAAGCUGCUGCCAAGGGCCUUGCCCUCAGCCUGAUGGAGCGGCUCAUCGGGAGGUACGGGCAGAGGGUGGUGAAGAUGCUGGUGGUGCAGUACCGCAUGCACGAGGCCAUCAUGCAGUGGGCUUCCUCCGAGCUCUACGACGGCCGCCUCACUGCACACCCCACUGUAGCCCAGCACUUGCUCAAGGACCUGCCGGGUGUCACCUCCACAGAGGAGACCACAACUCCCUUACUGCUUAUAGACACUGCUGGCUGUGGCCUGUUUGAGCUGGAAGUGGAAGAUGAACAGUCCAAGGGCAACCCAGGGGAGGUGCAGCUGGCUGGUUUGCACGUCCAAGCCCUGGUGGAAGCUGGUGUGAAGGCAAAAGACAUCGCUGUGGUAGCCCCCUACAACCUGCAGGUGGACAUGCUGAGAGAGCACCUUGGCCACAGCUACCCAGAGCUAGAAAUCAAAUCAGUCGAUGGUUUCCAGGGAAGAGAGAAAGAGGCAGUGAUCCUGUCAUUCGUGAGAUCCAACCGGAAAG
Nestor notabilis (Kea) is the source of this 1667-nucleotide messenger RNA. It is a transcript of the gene IGHMBP2, whose product is annotated as immunoglobulin mu binding protein 2. Gene Ontology annotation, molecular function: ATP hydrolysis activity; RNA binding; 5'-3' DNA helicase activity. Lineage: Eukaryota; Metazoa; Chordata; Aves; Psittaciformes; Psittacidae. The record is from RefSeq and is a predicted model, not a curated record. The annotation marks the transcript as partial. The transcript is spliced from 11 exons.